AUGGAGACUAACGGACUUGUAGCUACAAUGCUGACUUUGCUGUUGCUGCUGAUUCUGUCCUCCGUCAGUCUGCAGAAAACUCUGAACACACAGGACAGGAAUGUUGAGAACGUCAUGCCGAAUCUCAAACUAAAAUGGCAGAAGUGGAGCGCUGCUGACCCAACUCCUUUGCGAGCUGUUUCAAUUUACAACAAAUAUAUGGAACGAUUAGAACUUGUCUGCAGGACGAGAUGCAAUGCCGGCUUCUUCACCCCCAGUAAGGGUCCUCUUUGCUAUUUCCCAAAUGAAAACAAAGUAUAUUUUACCGGCAACUUUGAGAUCCUUGUGAACGAAGAUGAUUUUGAAAUCCUGGAGUGGAAGGACGGUUAUUCUGGUUCACUGCCCCAAAACUCAGUCAGAACAUGUGCUGGUGUAGAAAUCUAUGUUGGGAAAAACAAGUACGGUCUUGGGAAGGUGGUUCCUGAGGAACAAUCCUUCUUUCUUCUUUGGGAACGUAGUGAGUACUGGUACAGGAGCUACAAGGUCCUGACCACCGAUAAUGAUGUUGAGAGCAACCUCGUGACUGAUGUCAGGUACAACACUGAUGGCGCCACAGUUGUCUCGUAUCCUCCUGAGACUAUGCAUGUUUCUGUCGUCACCAACUAUGAGUGUAAUCCAGUGUCAAAGUCAACUACUCUAACCAAGACAGUCCGGGAGGAGAAAAGGUGGGAUCUCGGCUCUUCCAUCACACUCGGUGUCAAGACAGAAUUCAAAGUAGGGCUCCCCAGCAUCGUGUCCGGAGGUAUCGAGAUCAGCGCUGAGACAUCAUUCCAAGCCUCAGGAGGAAAUUCUGUGACAGAAGAAGUCUCCCAUUCUGUGUCUCUGAACCUCUUUGUCCCUCCAAACCAGUCCUGCACAGUGCGGAUGGUGGGUUAUAAGUACAGGACAGACAUCCCUUUCACUGCACGCUUUAAACGCACCUACAGCAGCGGGAAGGUGGCAUGGACGUCCAUCUCUGGAACCUACGACAGCGUCCAGGUUGGGGAAGUUCAUACCGUGGUCGAUCAGUGUAAACCUGUAGGUAACGCCAGCCCUUGCCCCCAGAGGGCGUCAUAA
Molecule: messenger RNA, 1095 nt
Organism: Stegastes partitus (bicolor damselfish)
Lineage: Eukaryota; Metazoa; Chordata; Actinopteri; Pomacentridae
Product: natterin-4-like
Exons: 4
Coding region: 1-1095 (364 amino acids)
Source: RefSeq, a predicted model, not a curated record